AUGGCACCGCCACUUCCACCUAACAAACGAUACAUUGCUACACAUGACGCCAAUGGCAAGUCUGUAUAUGCCAGCUCUCCAGACCAAGUCUAUAUUGCUCCAGCUGGAUCGGCCAUCAACGUGGCUCGAUCAUAUUCUGUACCUAACGUUCCAGUCAACUUUGCUGACGACGAGGAUCUGAAAGGGUACUUAGCUGGUCCGGAAAGUGUGUCGAGCUUCCAACGCACAGAAAUCGUUGUACCUUCCGAAGGAGGUAAUAAUAACGGUGCCAAUUGUCUUGUGGUUGAUCUGCAACCUGGCGCGUUUUCCGUCAUGCAUCAAACUGUGAGCAAUGAUUUCUCGAUUUGCGUGAUCGGAACAAUCGUCCACGAACUGGACAGUGGUGAACGGGUAACAUUGAAAGCUGGUGACCACAUCGUGCAACGAGGUACCAACCAUCGAUGGAUCAAUGCAUCAAAGACUGAGCCAGCUCGGUUUGUUGCGGUCACGAUACCGUCUGUUCCUCUUGAGAUUGGCGGAGAGGUACUGGAGGAGGUUCACAUUCCGGAUCAGUCAAGUUAUCAGCCAAAGUUGUAA
This is a messenger RNA of Lithohypha guttulata, 576 nucleotides long. RefSeq lists its product as uncharacterized. The record is from RefSeq and is a predicted model, not a curated record. The transcript is spliced from 2 exons. The coding region runs from base 1 to 576 and encodes 191 amino acids. Lineage: Eukaryota; Fungi; Ascomycota; Eurotiomycetes; Chaetothyriales; Trichomeriaceae.